Messenger RNA from Trichoderma breve, 1374 nucleotides. RefSeq names its product ATPase family associated with various cellular activities (AAA) domain-containing protein. The record is from RefSeq and is a predicted model, not a curated record. The transcript has 4 exons. NCBI's taxonomy places the organism in Eukaryota, Fungi, Ascomycota, Sordariomycetes, Hypocreales, Hypocreaceae. Bases 1 to 1374 code for a protein of 457 amino acids. Gene Ontology annotation, molecular function: ATP binding; ATP hydrolysis activity; proteasome-activating activity. Gene Ontology annotation, biological process: proteasome-mediated ubiquitin-dependent protein catabolic process. Gene Ontology annotation, cellular component: proteasome regulatory particle, base subcomplex.
AUGUCGACCCUCGAAGAGCUCGAUGACCUCGACCGCCGGGAGAAGGAGGAGAAGAGAAGAGGAAACAAUGGCAAGAAGGCCACCGUUACCGAUGGGGACGACGAGAUGAAGGAUGCGGAGGAGAAGGACGACAUUCUCGAUGACGAAAUCCUCAGCCUGAGCACACAAGACAUCCAGACCCGAAAGCGAUUACUCGAAAACGACUCUCGGAUCAUGAAGAGCGAGCUUUCGAGGUUAACACAUGAGAAGGCUGCCAUGGGCGAGAAGAUCAAGGAGAAUAUGGAUAAGAUCGCAAACAACAGGCAACUUCCUUAUCUCGUAGGAAAUGUUGUCGAGCUGCUAGACCUAGAUCCCACUGCGGAAUCUUCUGAGGAGGGUGCCAACAUCGAUCUCGAUGCCACACGAGUGGGCAAGUCAGCCGUCAUCAAGACCUCCACGAGACAGACCAUCUUCCUGCCGCUGAUCGGUCUCGUUGACUCGGAUAAGCUCAAACCUGGUGACCUGAUUGGUGUAAACAAAGACUCAUACCUCGUUUUGGACACACUGCCCGCCGAGUAUGACAGCCGAGUCAAGGCUAUGGAGGUUGACGAGAAGCCAACAGAGCAGUACACCGAUGUUGGAGGUCUGGACAAGCAGAUUGAGGAGCUGGUGGAAGCUAUUGUCUGGCCCAUGAAGGAAGCAGAACGGUUCAAGAAGAUUGGCAUCAAGGCGCCCAAAGGCGCUCUGAUGUACGGCCCCCCCGGUACCGGAAAGACUCUAAUGGCCAGAGCCUGCGCUGCUCAGACAGAGGCAACGUUUCUCAAGCUUGCAGGACCUCAGCUUGUGCAAAUGUUCAUUGGAGAUGGUGCUAAGCUUGUUCGCGACUGUUUUGCCCUAGCAAAGGAAAAGGCCCCCGCAAUCAUCUUCAUCGACGAGCUUGAUGCUGUCGGUACCAAGCGAUUCGACAGCGAGAAGAGCGGUGAUCGAGAAGUCCAGCGAACCAUGUUGGAGCUGCUUAACCAGCUUGAUGGUUUCGCAUCCGACGACCGCAUCAAGGUUUUGGCUGCCACCAACCGAGUCGACGUGCUCGACCCUGCACUGCUACGAUCUGGCCGUCUGGACCGAAAGAUUGAGUUUCCCCUGCCGAACGAGGAGGCCCGAGCACAAAUUCUCAAGAUUCACUCACGCAAGAUGAAGGUUGACCCCGGAGUCAACUGGGGCGAACUGGCCCGAAGCACGGAUGAGUUUGGUGGCGCCAUGUUGAAGGCCGUCUGUGUCGAGGCCGGCAUGAUUGCCCUGCGAUCAGGGAAGAACCAGAUUGGCCACGAGCACUACGUUGACGCCAUUGCCGAGGUGCAGGCCAAGAAGAAGGAUACUGUCAACUUUUACGCAUAA